UAGGGCCCACAGAAAGCAGAUACAGGUAAUAGGUCCAUUUAACCUAACGGGGUUUACCAGCGGGUCCAAUUUGCUUAUUGCGAGUGGUUUUCUCCGGUCAAACCCGCCGUCGACCUCUCAACAUUGUUUUUAUUUACAUUUAUAUUUAUACGUAUAUAUUUAAGUUCGGCAGGAAGUGCCGGAAGCAGAAAGGCGAGGAAAGAGAAUGAUAGUAGGCCGGGGGCCAGGCCACGCAACGGACGAACACCAGCUGUAGCAAAUCGAACUUUCAUCAAUUAUCCUCCCUCUUUUCCUCUGCCUCUGCAAUUCUCCUUAGUUUAUGUAAUAUUGGGCUCCUCAUACUGCUAGGAGAUAAAGAGGGAGAGAAACUCAAAUUGAGUUAGAGAUGAUAACGCGAUCGAAUCUGGCAGAGCAGUUGAGAGAGUAUCAGAUUCGAUCCAAGCAUGACUGGGCCUCUGUUUCCUUCUUCUCUUCUACUUCUAAUCUAACUUCAUCAAGGAUGGAUGUUCUGGUAUUUAUGAUAUGGGAACUCAUUAUUCUAGCUUUCCUUGUUUUUUCAGCAGUUUCUCUAUAUUUUAGGCGUAUGCGACUUGCUUUUAUCUUAGUCUGUGUUACAAUGCUGUUGCUCUUAUGCAUGAAAAUCACAAAACAAGUAAGAUUGGCGAGGAAAAAGAAACGAAGGAUGCUUCUACCGUUAUCCAUGUAAAUCAUGUUCUGAAAGUGACACAACAUUGUUGUGGAAAUUGUGAGAAUUCUUGACCAUUGCGUGGGGCCAUUCUCUCUUGUUUGUUGGAAUAUGUAAGUACACUUGCAUCCGGUUGAUUAAGGGAGAAAAGUAUUAUUUGAGGUGAUCACUUUGCUAAAUGCUUAAUGAAGUGGAGAAUUCCAAAUAUUCAAGGGGAGAAAACUGAGAUUUCUUCAUUCAAUGGGUGUAAUGCUUAUUGCACUGGGGUUUAGUAGGUCCAGGCGUUUAAGAUAUAGUUUCUAUGUAACAGGACAUUGGCUUCAAUGAGCCAUGUCCAAAGUACUAUUUGAAGAGAAAAUGAUGAGGUGAUUGUUUUUUUCCGGAUGAUGUAGCAUGUAACAGUUUUCAGUUUGGUUGACGUGCAUUGCUGAGGUAAAGAAAAGGGAACUUGACUGA
Molecule: messenger RNA, 1141 nt
Organism: Manihot esculenta (cassava)
Lineage: Eukaryota; Viridiplantae; Streptophyta; Magnoliopsida; Malpighiales; Euphorbiaceae
Exons: 2
Coding region: 386-706 (106 amino acids)
Source: RefSeq, a predicted model, not a curated record